Galleria mellonella (greater wax moth) is the source of this 1514-nucleotide messenger RNA. Its product is annotated as rRNA N6-adenosine-methyltransferase ZCCHC4. Gene Ontology annotation, cellular component: nucleolus; cytoplasm. The transcript is spliced from 6 exons. Gene Ontology annotation, biological process: rRNA methylation. The record is from RefSeq and is a predicted model, not a curated record. Bases 107 to 1480 code for a protein of 457 amino acids. Gene Ontology annotation, molecular function: zinc ion binding; rRNA (adenine-N6-)-methyltransferase activity; nucleic acid binding. Lineage: Eukaryota; Metazoa; Arthropoda; Insecta; Lepidoptera; Pyralidae.
AAUUUAUUUUUCUUUCAAUCACGUGGACGAUUCUUAAUAAGACUUUUUGUACCAUCAAUUAUCAUCGGUUUACGUAUAUAUUAUCAAUAUAUAAAUUAUUGCAGUUAUGGGCAAGAAGCGAAAACUGGAAACAAAUACUUUUACUCACAAACAAACAUCUGUUGAGGUUAUUAUUAAAGAUGUGAAUGCUCAUCCUCUGUGUUUGCAUGGACCUACAUUAUUGUUUUCUAGUGAAAAAGGCCGGUAUUAUGCAUGUGCAUGCUGUAGAAACAAGGAAUGUACAGUACACAUUGAGGAGAAGGAUUGGGAGAAAGAAGGCGUUAGAAAACGCAAUGAAAAAUAUUAUAAUCUUAUUCCUAAAAUUGAUAAAGAUGCUUCAUGGAGAAACUUUAAUGAGGUAAAAUCCCGCCAUGCAUCAGACAGAGCCUACUGCAAUACUUGUCAGGAGUUGUAUAUAGUGUCACAGAGUAGAAAACACACAAAAGACCACAGAGUAAUAACACCACUGAUUGAUGAGCAGCUAGCACAGCCUUCUUCGUGGUUGCCUACUUUGGAGAAUGAUAGUGUUGAAGCACAGUAUAUGUUUACCAAGAAGUCGGUUGGCACUAUUUUGGGUAUAUUGAGAAAUAAUAAUGUCAAAAAUAUCCUCUGCAUUGGUACACCAUCAGUCCAUGAGGCAGCUCAAAUGAGUUCUGAAUUUAAUUCCAUAUUGUUGGACUAUGACACAAGACACCACCUGUUCCAUGCUCCCUACAAAUACAUAUGGUACAAUAUGUUCAACAACUACAUGUUCAAUGGAAACAAUGAUGAAAAAGUGUUGAAGAAAUUCUUCAAUAGUUCAAAAAAUGGAGGCAUAUGUGUGGUGAUGGAUCCACCAUUUGGCGGGCGUGUUGAACCCCUCGUCCACACGUUGCGGGAACUGACUGCUAUUUACAAAGAAACUUGCAAGAAAGAAGACUCCCUUCCGAUUUUAUGGGCGUUUCCAUAUUUUGCAGAGCCCUACAUAAGGAACAUGAUGCCGGAAAUCAAGAUGCAUGAUUACCAGAUUGAAUAUGAAAAACACAAAAAGUUUCAAAGUAAAACUAAGAGUGGGCGAAAAUUCGGUUCUCCAGUGCGAUUCUUUACUAAUUUGCCUCUAGCAACCAUUGAUUUAUCCAACGAUUCUAAUUACAAAUUUUGCGAUAAAUGCAAAUACUGGGUUGCAGCGACUAACAACCAUUGCAAUAAGUGCAAGGAAUGCACAAGCAAGAAUGGAAUGACAUAUAAGCAUUGUAACACAUGCAAGCGUUGCGUGAAGCCUACUUUCUUCCAUUGUACGGAGUGUAACCGGUGUUGCCAGCAGAAAGACCACAUUUGUGGCAUAGCUGUUGAAAGUCAGUCUUGUUACAACUGUCAUGAGAAAGGACACAAACAAUCGGCGUGUCCGCGGCAACAAGAGGGCGCCAGUGCAAAUAAGAAGAAAAAACGAGUACAUGCUUAAUUGUUUAUUUACAAAUAAAUCAUUAUAAAACGAA